AACUAGGCCACGGCUCUGUUAAGAAUCACUCUGAACUAGGCCACCGCCGAACUAAAUCUGAGGGAACUUCUUUCCCAGAGCUACUACCCCGGAAGCGUCAACAUGUAUUCGAGGUGCUACCCCACGAAAAAAGAAAAUUGUUCCGGGAACUGAAUGUGGAGGAUACACAGGGUCUACCUACGAAAAAGAGAAAAGCUGCGCAGGGUCGAUAUUCCAUUGGUGAAAUCAAUGGCAUGAAACCAAGAUGUUGAUUCCCACAGUGGAUGGUGAUGCCAUUGAUCAAUACAAUCAUUACCUGAAGCCACAUUUUGAUAGGAAAGAUGUGGAAGUUGACUUCUAUUUUAAAUAUGGAGUUGGAAUUGUUAUGGUAUCAGCAAAAUGGGACUCUAAACGGUCCAUCGAUGAUGCUGUUAAUGUUUUUGAAGAGAUUCACCGAUUUUUUUUGCAAACCAUUCCUUCCAUGGUGUACUUAACAAGACUACUUGUACCAGCUGCACAUGCCAAAAAGUUGAUUAUUCUCCACUCAAUCAAGUCUUGUCCGUGGACUCUUACUAUCUAUCUAAUCGAUAGCCUGUCAGUUUUGUUCCCUGGUGAUGUGAUUGUUGAUGUGGAAGUAUCUAAUCCUGCACGUAUAUGUGAUGGAAUGAAAUCAGUUCUUCGUGAUUUGAGAGAGUUUGGAGUUGAUGAGAGCAUGAUGUCCAAGUUUAAAACUGGAAAUUACAUUUGUCCAUCGUAUCACGAAAUAUCUGCUCCUGGGAAUGGAAAAUCAUCUUCAAUGAUGUCCAAGUUUAAAACUGGAAAUUACAUUUGUCCAUCGUCUCACAAAAUAUCUGCUCCUGGGAAUGGAAAAUCAUCUUCAAUGAUGAAAGGUCCAAAAGAGUAUGCGAUUUUGGAGUUCAAACGAAUUCCUCUAUUGUUUAUUGAUCUUAUCAUUGGUGAAGACGGUGCAAACCUUGGUAAGAUAUGGAAAUCAAGUCAGGCAUUUGUUUACUUGCAAACACACUCAGCUAAAGAGGUUGUUAUUAAUAUUGUUGGUGAAACAUAUGAAGUGACUAAAGACGCUAAGGAUGCGAUGGAGGAAUUGAUUCCCGACGACAAAAAGAUAUAUGGAGAGGCGCGUGCUUUUGAGGCAAUGUUUCAAAGGGAGUUAGAAGAGUAUCCGUCUUCAGAUGGAGAGGAAGCUGGUUCGCCUAUUCUUUGAUGCUUGCUUGUUUCUUUCAUUUUCUGCACUUUUCACUCACCAAAAUUUCUGUCACUGGCAAAUCUUCUCGUGGUAAAAUUCUGGCUGACCAGCUUUGUGGUAAAAUGGUAGUCAAUUAUUGAAUGUAGCCUUUUUAUUGGAUGUAAUAUUAUUAUUUUUCAAUCCCAUCCAUUCCUUCCCCUCUCCAUCCCUUCCAACCAAACAUACCCCAAUCAGCAUUUCAAUUGGACUUCAGAGCCUAUAUUGAUUCGGCAGCAUCAAAUUGAUUCAUCAACUUCUAAUUGAUCCAGCAGCUUCAAAUCGUACCUUUGCGCUAGAGCUGUGGCAGACUUCCAAUUGACCCAGGCAUUAUAAGAGACUCAAAGAUGUUGAGAAGAUUUUUCUCUGCUGUCUCUACUCCUACCCGUCCAGCUACAGCAGCAUUGCACUCAUCUUUUGGAUUAUCAUCUCCUCGUUUCUCUACUUCCUCAGGAAAUGUUGACAGAAGGAAGGGGAUUGCAUACUAUGAAAAUGGCAUUGCAUCAGUGACAUCAUAUCAUAAGGGUUCUAGUUCCCAUUUGUCACAACUUUCCCCAUCUGGUCAUAUUUUUCAAAGAAGAUUUAUUGCCACCAUUGGGUCUUCAGUGGAUACUGUUUCUCAAGAUGCUUCAGCUUCUAACUCUCUGGUAACUCCACGUAUUAAAUUUAAGAGGCUAGAUAAGACUGCAAAGCACAUAAUGCAGAUUCUUGAUAAAGAGGCAGUUGAAGAAGUGAAGACACAGAGAGAGAUACUUGAUAUACGACCUGGCUAUAUUUUGCAGCUCAAAGUAGAAGUACCUGAAAACAAGAGACGCGUUUCAAUUAUAAAAGGAAUAGUGAUAGCCAGAAGAAAUGCUGGGUUGAAUACAACAUUCAGAUUAAGAAGGCUUGUGGCAGGGGUUGGUGUUGAAUCCCUCUUUCAUCUAUACUCACCCAAUAUAAAGGAAGUAAAGGUGGUGGACAAGAAGAAGGUGAGAAGGGCGAAGCUGUACUAUCUCCGGGAUAGAAUGAAUGCAUUGAAGAAGCAAUGAGUGAGUCUACCACAUCCAGGUUCAGUUCAUGGAUGACAUUUGUGGGGGGUCAAUGUUGGAGACAGAAAUGGAAGGAAAAACUUACCAUUUUAGCAUUAAUGUCACUAUCCUAAUUGUUGAUUUUGGUGCUAGAGUUAGUUACCUAUUCUACGUCU
Cuscuta campestris is the source of this 2405-nucleotide messenger RNA. The record is from the annotation of a GenBank genome assembly. NCBI's taxonomy places the organism in Eukaryota, Viridiplantae, Streptophyta, Magnoliopsida, Solanales, Convolvulaceae.